CAGACGUGAGGUUAUAUCCUAUGUGCUAUGUGGCAUCUAAGCUGAGCAAGAUAAAACUUCAGAUCUCUUCAGAUACCCACAAAACGCAGUUUUUCAUCUGUACUCAUGGAAAAGAAAGGCCUUCCUCCACCGUACCCUGGCCCAGCUCUGGGUUACCCUGAAUUCCAUGCAGUGGACAAUGCACAGAUGGCUGCAUUUUCUCCACAGCCAGUGUUACAGGCUGGUCCUGUGGUCAUCGAUCCUGUGUUUCAGCAGCCAGUAAGCAUAGUCCAGCCAGCACCUCCAACUUCAAUAAUCCAGCCUGCACCUCAACCAGCUGUAACAGUAAUCCAGCAGGCACCUCCACCUACAAUAAUCCAGCCUGCAGCUCAGCCAGCUGUAACAAUAAUCCAGCCUGCAGCUCAGCCAGCUGUGGCUGUAGUAAGUCCUACGGUGAUUCAGCCUCGCUUGAGAGAAACACCUGGACAGCUGAAAUGCAUUUACUGCCAGCAUGAGAUUGUCACAGUGACCCGAUAUAUCAAUGGAGCACUCGUCUGGACCAUUUUUGGAGGCCUUUGUAUAACUGGCUUUUGGCCGUUCUGUCUGAUUCCCUUCUGUGUGAAUGCCUGUAAAGAUGUGGAACACAGCUGCCCCCAAUGCCACAACAUCAUCUCCGUUUACCGACGCAUGUGAAACUUUCCACCCUGAGAGCUGCAAUAUGGGCUUCAGUCGGGUUUCAGGAAUGACCGCUGUUUGUCUCUGAGAAAUACAUCUAUACAAAUGAGUUUUCACUGCUUCACCCGCUGAUAUGUAUUCAAUCUCUUUUGGAAAGUUUAUAGAAGCUGUGUUUUACACUUUUCUUGCAUUUUAAUGUUUCAGAGAUGUCCACAAAUGGCAUUUAUAAGAUUAAGUGACACUUAUUCGUCCCACAACAGGGAAAUUUCACCUCCGCAUUUAAGCCAUCCGUGAAGUGAAACACCACACACACACUAUGGGGCA
Pygocentrus nattereri (red-bellied piranha) is the source of this 978-nucleotide messenger RNA. RefSeq names its product lipopolysaccharide-induced tumor necrosis factor-alpha factor homolog. The transcript is spliced from 5 exons. Gene Ontology annotation, molecular function: zinc ion binding. The coding region runs from base 106 to 672 and encodes 188 amino acids. NCBI's taxonomy places the organism in Eukaryota, Metazoa, Chordata, Actinopteri, Characiformes, Serrasalmidae. The record is from RefSeq and is a predicted model, not a curated record.